CGCUCGACACCAGCACCAUGAGGUUGUGUCUGGCUCUGGUGGUGCUCGGCACCAUCGCGCUCGUCGCCAGACCCGUCACCAGCGCGCCCCAGCCGUUAUCCAUCACAGAUCUCAUCAAACUGAGUAAAAAACAGAACGCUGCCAAGACUUCUACCACUACCACUACCACUACAACUACCACUACAACUACCGCUGCCACUACGCAGGCGUCUGCCACAGCCGAGCAGCCACUCCCGCUGCCCACAGAGGCGGCACAGGAAUCGCUCGCCACCUCUGAAAAUACAGGAGGAGGCGGCGGAGCUGGCGCUACAGGCGGGGGAAGCGCGGGAAGCACUACAGGCAGAGACGGGGACGGCCCUGCUCCUGGUGGUGAAAACUCCAGCAGCCAGAGAGGCGAGGCUGCUUCAGGGAGCGACCUGACGCCAUCACAAUCCGAUGGGGGUGACGGCUCCAUGGGAGGACAGGCGGCACAGACCGACCCUGACGCCACCCUGGUAGUCGGAGCUGAGAUGGACACCGAAGACGGAGACGAGGACAUGGACGGAGACGUAGGAGAUGAAGACGAAGACGGAGACAGAGAGGAGGACGAAGACGGAGACGGUGAGAUGGACGGAGACGGAGAGAUGGGCGAAGACGGAGACGGAGAGGCUGACGGCGGACGGGAUGUGAAGCGCCGUCGGAGACGCCGCCGCUGUCGGGUCGGAGGGGACGAGGACGGCACCGGAACCUGCUGUCUGCGCCGUCGCCGACGACGGAAGAAGAGGCCUACCGCGGGCGGAGACGGCGAGGGGAUGGCCACCAUCUCGCCAGCCACCGAGAUCGUGAUGCCCCAGUAUGCCUGACGCCAAUAACCGAUACUAUCGUGGAAAAUAAGGAGUUUCUGAACUCUAAGCACACUCUCGGAGUUAAUGGAAGUUUGCGGAACAGUAGAAUUGUCUUGUCUGCACAUGUCGUGUUUUUUAUUCAUCAUCGGACUCUUGUAUCUGCCGGUUUUCUAAACCGCUCGCACUCUGUGAUAUUCUAGUCCUCUAUUUAUUUAGCAACUGUUGUAGGUACAGGCUAUUAAUAUGUAGAAUACAAAUUAUGUAA
Messenger RNA from Amphibalanus amphitrite, 1089 nucleotides. Its product is annotated as protein qua-1-like. The record is from RefSeq and is a predicted model, not a curated record. NCBI's taxonomy places the organism in Eukaryota, Metazoa, Arthropoda, Thecostraca, Balanomorpha, Balanidae. The transcript is spliced from 2 exons. Bases 18 to 842 code for a protein of 274 amino acids.